This is a messenger RNA of Vicugna pacos (alpaca), 1705 nucleotides long. The record is from RefSeq and is a predicted model, not a curated record. NCBI's taxonomy places the organism in Eukaryota, Metazoa, Chordata, Mammalia, Artiodactyla, Camelidae.
ACUCCGCGGCGCCUGCGGCCGGAUCAGGCCUUGCGGCGCCUGACGGUGCUCGUCGACCCAGCCAUCCUGGAAGAUGCUGGUGCGGAUAUCCUGAUGGAGGCCCUGGACACCUUGGGCUGUGAGUACCGUGUGGAGCCCCAGCGCCCUGCCAGGAGUCUCAGGUGGAGCAGAGUGAAGCCAGACCCUUGCCCCCACGGUGUGCCUCCUGAGGUGUGGGCUGCAGAUGAGCAGGACCUGCUGCUGCUGCUGGAGCCUGAGGAGUUUCUUCAGGGUGUGAUCCAGCUGACCCAGAUCCGUGGCCCAGCCUGUUCGGUGCCGUGGAUCACCCCUGGGAGCCCAGCCUGCCCCCACCUGGCUGUCAUUGGUCUGGAUGCUUACCUCUGGUCUCACCAGCCCAGCACUCGGGAGACACGGCUGCCAGAGAGUUCAGCCAUGGCCUGUGCCCAGGUGGCAGUCGGUUGGCCCGAGGUGGAAGAGGCCCUGGUGCUCCUGCAGCUCUGGGCAAACGUGGAUGUGCUACUGGUGGCCUCCUGGCAGGAGCUGAGUCAGCAUGUGUGCACCUUCACCAAGGCCCUUGCCCAGCGCCCCUUCAAGCAGGCCCGGGAGUCGGGGCCCUUUUCCUUCUGCACUGCAGGGCACUGGGCAGCAGGCGAGCGAGUAGCAAGAGAUGGCACAGGGCUGCGGGCGGCCUGGUGGCGGCAGAUCCAGCAGUUCAACCGGGUCAGCCCAGCUGUGGCCGAUGCUGUUGUCACCGCCUUCCCCCCCCGCCUUCUGCAACAGGCGUAUGUAGCCUGUGGCUCGGAGCAGGAGCGCCUGGCCCUCCUGGCUGACCUCCCAGUGAAGAUGGGUGAGGGUGUGCGGCCCCGCAGGGUGGGGCCCGACCUUUCCCGCCGCAUCUGCCUCUUCCUGACCACUGACAAUCCUGACCUCCUGCUGGACCUGGGCUCCUGACCACGCUUCGAGGACCAGGUAGGGCUUCUGCCACCUACUGGCAGGACAUGAUGCAGACUGCCCAGGGUACUGACUGCAACCCACAAGGGGCGGUAUGCAGGGAGCAAGAAAAUGGGUACAGGUCUGACCCCCAAGGUGGGGGCGGGGGAGGGGCGGUUCUUGAAUAACUGCUAUGGGCAGAAGAGAAAAUUGUUUUCUUGCUGGGAGAUGCCAAGUGGUUGAAGGUCUGGAGAAGAUUGGGGCAGGGUUCACAUGCCCUAGGGCCUGUACGUAGGCAUAGGGGCUGGUAGCUGGCUGGGGAGUACCUAAGGUCCCCUCUGGGGGAAACACUGGUCACCUGGAGACUUGAGGAGUAGCACCUUCAAAAAGGAGCAAUAAAAUAAAGCCUUGAGGAAGGAAAGAGAAUCAGGUUCUCUCUUCCCCAAGGUGCUGACACUCCAACCAGAGAAAAGCUGUGGACACCUUUGAGCCCCAGGCCCUCAGUCUGACCCCUUUUGUCCUGCCCAUGUGUAAGCAUUAGACAUAGACUCUAAGUUUAUUACUGUCAUUUCAGCCUCAGACGGAAGGAACAGCAGCUGACGACAUGCAAAGCACGUUAAAAAACCCAGGGCCAGCAGUACAGGAAGGGCCGAACUCCAGGAGGCCACCCUCCUUGCAGAGAGCAGACCCCAGCCCCCCGGCUCUCCUCCCAGGCCUGCAGCCUGGGUCCAGCAGCAAUAGGGCAGCGGCUCCCCUGAGACUGAGGAAAGUGGCU